Molecule: messenger RNA, 333 nt
Organism: Neltuma alba
Lineage: Eukaryota; Viridiplantae; Streptophyta; Magnoliopsida; Fabales; Fabaceae
Exons: 1
Coding region: 1-333 (110 amino acids)
Cellular component (GO): cytoplasm; nucleus
Source: RefSeq, a predicted model, not a curated record
AUGGCAGAUCCUCAGAUUAGUAAACUCAGCGCCGGAAGCCGGCAGCAGCCGAGUCGAUUGCAGCGGCGUGCACCGUCAUCGUUAUUGAUAAAUCGGUCAUGCGAGUGGAACGUUGCGAUUCCACUUUUGUCGCCGACGAUGGAGGAACUACCGCCGGUGGUGACUUCGACGGAAGGAGCGCCGCCGAAAGAGCAGCCGCAGCAACAGAAAAGGCUUCCUAGUGCGGAGCCGGAGAAUGUGGUUUUCCAGAAGUGGCAGCAUCCGGCGGCACCAUUCUGCUACGAUCCGCCGCCAUCUACGGUGGUCGCUCCGUUCGUCCCGGUGGAGUUGUGA